UUGGCGCCUUCACUUUUGAAACUGUACCUGUUUAUUGCCUUUUUCAAUAUUGAAGCCCUAAUAUUUGCUAGCCUUAUGUUUCCCUUCCAUCGGAUCAAAUACAUAUAGAUGUUUACAAAAUUGAGAAAUUGAGCAACAUAACUGAAGAAGAUGAUGCUCAGAACACCGCCGCCGAGGAAGAGGAGGGCAGAAUCUCCGCUGCAGGAAGACAAUAACAACAAUAACAAUACGACUCUGAGCCCCAGUUCCAGUCGGCAGCUGCUGGUUUGCGAGGACUUGCCGGUGGCGGAAUAUUCGCAUGACCACUCCAUUCCAACAAGCUCCGAGCAGAUGCUAUGCACCUAUCAAUGCCGACAGAUGGUGAAAUCAGAAUUUUUCGAUGCCCUAAGCAGUGCAGAAAAACAAGCACAUGAUUAUCAAUCUAAAUUUGAAGCAGUCAAUGAGGGUUUUGAAAAAUCUGAAUCAGAGAGAAAGAAAUUACGAGAUAAAUUUUUCAACACCGAGCAGGAACUAGCUGCUACUAGAGGACGUGAACAUAUAUUACAGGAGCAACUAAGGAAGGAGGUCGAUUUUUCUCAAGAACAACUCAAAAAGCAACUACAGGCCUUUAAUGAGCUUGAGAUAAAGUUUCAGAAUGAGACGCGUCUGCGCAAAAAUGCUGAGUCAUCAGCUGCUAAAGCUGAAGAAAGAGCACAAAUAUUAGAGGAGAAGCUAAAUACUCUAUCAGAAAGCAUAGAUAGGGAAAAGGGCCGUCUUCAAAAUGAGCUUGCUCAAAUGAGAAGUGACACAAAGCUGUCUGUUUCUAGAAUAAGUGCUGAUCUUGAACGAAUGGAAUGCAGAGCCAAAAAUGCAGAGAAAGAGUCGGAAUUACUGAAACUACAGUUAGAAGGACUGAAAGAGCAACUAGAUAAGUCCAUGCAGGAGAAAUUUGAGUUGCAGAAAAAAUUGUCCACGGAAUCUUUAAAAUCUCCUUCGAAAGACAAUAGUUUGUUGGUGAAACAUUUGCAAGAACUGAGGAACUAUGAGUCUGAAGUUCGUGAAGCUAGAAAGAUUAAAGCUUCUCAGGAAGACAUAGAAUUAUUGAAAGAAAAGUUGCAUGAAGAAAAGAGCCGCAAGGAAAGGGCAGAGUUGGAACUACUAAAGUUAUCCGACCUCAAGUCAAACAUGAAGAAUCUGGAGGAUGAGGUGUCUACAUGGAAAUCAGUGAUUAAGGAACUUCCUGGUGUGUCAUCUGUAGAUGAUAUACCUUCUGAAUUUGCAGCUUUACAGAAGAAGGUGGUCGAUAGGAUGAAGAAUGAAAGUGAGACCCGGGAAAAGGUCAUAGAAUUUCAGGUGGCUCUUGAUAAGGUUAUUCUUGACAAACAAAAUGCAGAAACUGAGGCUGCCAUGGUGAAAGAGAAGGCAGAGUCAUAUAAAGCAGAAAUCAAAAGGCUGGAACUGAUGCUAGGUUUGAUUACAGAGGAAAGAGACCGCUUGAAAGAUGUUAUUAAGGAAUUAAAAGAGCAUAAGGAUCUUGAAGGUGGAUCUGGAUUGGUCAGUGGAACUAUAUUCCAGGAGCUUGAAAUAUCUCUGGACAAGAAGGAAAACUAUGUCAGACAACUAGAAAAUAGCUUAUCAGAAAUAAAGGAGAGUAAUAGUCGACAGCACAAUGAGAUAAUGUUGCUCAAUGAAAGGUUAACUAAUGAAGGAAGACGAGUAAAGAUGCUAGAGCGUGAAGGUGAUCGCCUACGUUCCGAGAUAUCUUUAUUGGAGUCUAAGUUGGGACAUGGCGAUUUUUCUUCUGCCAAUACAAAGGUCCUCCGGAUGGUUAACACUCUGGCUGUUGAGAACGAGGCAAAACAAACGAUAGAGGCUCUGCAAAAUGAGCUGCAAAAGGCAAAAGAAAAGUUACUGGCUGUAGAAGAACUUAAAAAACAGUCAUCUGAUGCUGGCACACAUGUUGACUCCUACGUUGCUGCGAAGAUUAAGCAGUUGAAAGAGCAGAUUGCAACACUUGAAAAACGUGAGGAGAGGUACAAGACAGUCUUUGCAGAAAGAAUCUCUGUUUUCAGAAGGGCAUGUUGUGAACUUUUUGGUUACAAGAUUGUGAUGGAUGAUCACCAACGGCCAGAUGGAAUUCCAGUCACACGAUUUACUCUGCAUUCGAUCUAUGCACUGAGUGAUGAUGAGAAGCUUCAAUUCGAAUAUGAAUCAGGGAACACAAAUAUUGUGGUGAAUGCGUAUACUUCACAACCUGAGAUAUCUCGACAGGUUGAUAUAUUUAUCCGGAAGAUGAAUUCUAUUCCUGCUUUCACGGCUAAUCUGACUGUGGAAUCUUUCAAUAAGCGUACUCUAUCAUGAAAUGUGGCAGCACAGCAGUAUUGAUUUUCACUUCUCUUUGUUUGUGAUUACUCUUUUAAUGUAAGGUUUUGGUUUGUGUUGGGAUGAUUUAACUUGCACUCCCUUCUACGGAAUGGGGAGUCAUUUGUCAGAUAAUUUCAUUUCUUAUGACAUUUAUCAUCUCUCCUGAUUCUUUUCAA
This is a messenger RNA of Salvia splendens (bonfire salvia), 2519 nucleotides long. Its product is annotated as mitotic spindle checkpoint protein MAD1. NCBI's taxonomy places the organism in Eukaryota, Viridiplantae, Streptophyta, Magnoliopsida, Lamiales, Lamiaceae. Gene Ontology annotation, biological process: attachment of mitotic spindle microtubules to kinetochore; mitotic spindle assembly checkpoint signaling. The record is from RefSeq and is a predicted model, not a curated record. The transcript is spliced from 16 exons. Bases 151 to 2340 code for a protein of 729 amino acids. Gene Ontology annotation, cellular component: mitotic spindle; nuclear envelope; kinetochore.